Molecule: messenger RNA, 1038 nt
Organism: Acanthamoeba castellanii str. Neff
Lineage: Eukaryota; Discosea; Longamoebia; Acanthamoebidae
Exons: 8
Coding region: 1-1038 (345 amino acids)
Molecular function (GO): hydrolase activity, acting on ester bonds
Source: RefSeq, a predicted model, not a curated record
AUGAAGGGAUUGCUUUCACCCGAGGUGCCGCUACUCGUUUUCUACUCUGACCCGGCAGCCACGCAACGAGGCUGCGGAUGUACCAUCCAGGCCAGGGACGAGGAGGAGGAAGAGCGCACGACCACACUGCAGGCCUGCGAAUGCCCGACCGACGCUUGCUUCACCUGCGGACUUGACCAAGAGUACGCCAACGACGAGAUAGAGAUCGAAAAGGGGCAGAACACCCAACCCACCACCUCCGCCCCCAAACGACGUCCGCUCCACCUCCUCAUCACCGUCUGCAUGCACGGCAACGAGAAGACAGGUCUGGUGGCGAUGAAUGAGCUGAUCAAGGAGGGCGCCAUUCCCGCGCUCCUCAACCAGCGCGGCGUGUACACCAAGUUGACCGUGAUGGUCGGGAAUCCUCGCGCUGUGGCCGAGAACAAGCGCUUCAUGGAGAAGAACCUCAACCGCAUCAUCCAUCCCACGUGGUUUGCGAGAGAGGAACAACUCUACGAGGUCCGCCGAGCGCGGCUGGUGGCGCGCAUGGGGCUCAGCAGCGACCAGUGGCUUGACGUCCACUCCACCUCCUCGCCCUGCACCGCCUACGCCCUGCCAACCGGCAAUCCGCAGAGCGAAGAGCUCGCCGAGAGACUCGACAUCGGUUUGGUGAUCAGCAAGCUGGCUCACCACACUGUGGAGGGCGGAACCUCUUGCGAUUGGGCCUUGCAGCACAACAAGGAGGGCACACGAGAGGCCAUCGAAUCCGCCAAGCGGGUGAUCAUGAGCUUUAUUGUGGGCCACCGCCUAUUUGGCGAGAAGCGCCGCUACGUGAGCACCAACCAAGUGCGCGUGCGGAAGGGCUUCAGGUACGCCCGGCGCGUGCAGGCCUUCGAGCACGUAGCCUACAACGAGUUGUUGGCGAUGGACGACGAGGUGGGCGAGAUCAGGUGUCCGUUCGAAGAGGGCGCGGUGGUGAUCAUGCCCACCUCGGCGCCCAUCGUCGGAGAGGAGGCCUGGUUCUGGGGCCGACAAAACCUCGAGAUCGCGAGCGUGUAA